AUGGUGAUGGAAUAUCUAAAGCAAGCACCAAGGGCAUGGAAUACUCGCAUUGACAAGUACUUCCAAGACAAUGGGUUUGUUCGUUGUCAAAAUGAGUAUGCUCUUUAUGUUAAAGCUUUUAAUAAUGGUGAUGUCUUAUUUAUUUGUCUUUAUGUGGAUGACCUUAUCUUUACCGGCAGUAACCCAAAUUUGUUUGAAGACUUCAAGGAAUCCAUGUCUCGUGAAUUUGAUAUGACAGAUAUGGGACUCAUGUCAUAUUACUUGGGAAUGGAAGUGAAGCAAACGGAGAAUGGUAUCUUUGUCUCACAAGAAAGCUACACAAAAGAAGUGUUGAAGAAAUUUAAUAUGCUUGAUUGCAAUCCCGUGAACACACCUAUGGAAGGUGGCUUGAAGUUAUCAAAGUUUGAUGAAGGAGAGAAGGUAGACUCCACAGUCUUCAAGAGUCUUGUGGGGAGUUUAAGGUAUCUAACCAAUACAAGGCCUGAUAUUCUAUAUGCGGUGGGAGUUGUGUGUCGCUUUACGGAGGCUCCUACCUCUCCUCAUCUAAAGGCCGCAAAAAGAAUUCUUCGUUACUUGAAGGGUACAAUUGAUUUUGGAUUGUUUUAUUCUCCCUCCAAUAACUAUAAGCUUGUGGGAUUUUGUGAUAGUGAUUUUGUCGAAGAUGUUGAUGAUAGAAAAAGUACUACCGGAUUUGUAUUUUUUAUGGGUGAUUGUGUUUUUACAUGGAGUUCUAAGAAGCAAGGCAUUGUGACACUUUCUACUUGUAAAGUCAAAUCUGCACAAGAGCUUGCCAAGAAUCCGGUGUUCCAUGAACGAAGUAAGCAUAUAGAUACAAGGUAUCAUUUCAUUAGAGAGUGCAUUACCAAGAAAGAAGUAGAAUUGACUCAUGUGAAAACUCAAGAUCAAGUUGCGGAUAUUUUCACCAAGCCUCUCAAAUUUGAAGAUUUUCGAAGAUUGCGAGCAAGACUGGCUAGUAUGGCGAAGCGAAUGUAUCACAUUAUGACUCCACAACACUGGCAACCUAAUGUUGUUGAUCAAUUCACGUAUAACUCCCAACAUCAGUUGUCGAGGUUAGAGGCACAUGCAUCUGGUUUGCGUCACGAGGAACAAUUUUAUGUUCCACAAUCGUAUGUUCCGCAGCCUUCCCCCACCACAUAUCCAUUCUUGAAUUUCACUCCUCCGUCGUAUGAUCCUAACCUAGAGAGGGCACAAGAUUUGGCAAUAGACUUUAACCGUGUGUAUCUUGAUGAGGAUGAUUAA
This is a messenger RNA of Glycine soja, 1260 nucleotides long. RefSeq lists its product as uncharacterized. The coding region runs from base 1 to 1260 and encodes 419 amino acids. Lineage: Eukaryota; Viridiplantae; Streptophyta; Magnoliopsida; Fabales; Fabaceae. The record is from RefSeq and is a predicted model, not a curated record. The transcript has 5 exons.